Molecule: messenger RNA, 504 nt
Organism: Caenorhabditis auriculariae
Lineage: Eukaryota; Metazoa; Nematoda; Chromadorea; Rhabditida; Rhabditidae
Source: the annotation of a GenBank genome assembly
AUGCUCACCGGAGAACUUAGAGAGCUGUAUGAAACCAUCCCCAAGACAGCUCGAGCCGACUGGAAUGAUUUAACUUCCGCCUUCAAAACCGCCUAUCACACUCAAACUCGCACUCAAGAAGCUCUUGCUGCUCUUAGUGCCGCGUCUCAAAAUAGUCAGAGUGUGGAUGAAUUCUCCAGGAAAAUCAGAGAGCUCUCCAUCGGAUCGUAUCCAUCAAAUACCGCCGCUCGCGACGCUUCUGCUCUAGCCGCCUUCCUAGCCGGUCUUGAUCCAAAACUGCGCCGGAAAGUUCGUCGCAGAGAACCUACAUCUUUUGACGACGCCGUGACAAAAGCUAAAAAGGAAGAAUCGCUGCAAAAACUAGAAGAAAGGGAGUCUGCCUUGUCUGCUGCAGUAAACGCCACCGUCCAGGCUUCAGUCAAUGCCGUGUUAAACGAAAGAAGAUUCCAACCACAGGAAUGCCACGAGGAAGACCUUUUACAUAUCUCGACGACCUUCUUCUGA